Molecule: messenger RNA, 2322 nt
Organism: Loxodonta africana (African savanna elephant)
Lineage: Eukaryota; Metazoa; Chordata; Mammalia; Proboscidea; Elephantidae
Gene: ADAM28
Product: ADAM metallopeptidase domain 28
Exons: 22
Coding region: 1-2322 (773 amino acids)
Biological process (GO): proteolysis
Cellular component (GO): plasma membrane
Molecular function (GO): metalloendopeptidase activity
Source: RefSeq, a predicted model, not a curated record
AUGCUGCAAGGGCUUCUUCUGAUGACCACUUUCCUCCUUUCUCCAGUUCCAGUAAGUGCUUUAAAAGAUCUCCCAGGGGUAAAGAUGUAUGAAGUGGUUUAUCCCCGAAGACUUCACCCACUACAUAAAAGAGAGGCAGAAAAUAUUGAAGAGCCAGAACAACAGGAAAAAUUUGAAACUGAAUUGAAGUAUAAAAUGACAGUUAAUGGAAAAAUGGUGGUGCUUUAUUUGAAAAAAAACAAGGAUCUCCUCGCACCAGGCUACAUGGAAACACAUUACAAUUCCACUGGAAAGGAGAUUACCACCAGCCCACAGAUAAUGGAUGACUGUUAUUAUCAAGGGCACAUCAUUAAUGAAAAAGUUUCCGAUGCUAGCAUCAGCACAUGUAGGGGUCUAAGAGGCUACUUCAGUCAGGGAGAUCAAAGGUACUUCAUUGAACCUUUAAGCCCCACAAAUCAGGAUGGACAAGGGCAUGCACUCUUCAAGCAUGACCCUGAAGAAAAGAAGGCUAACAGCACCUGUGGGUUGGAUGAUGUGGUAUGGGCACAUGGAUCUCGGAAGAAUGCAGUCCCACCUGCCACCAGGCUAGUUAAACUGAAUGAUCAGAAGAUUGAGAAAAAUAAGAAAUAUAUAGAAUAUUAUUUGGUCCUGGAUAAUAGUGAGUUUAAAAAGUACAAUAAAAAUCCAGAGGAAAUAAGAAAGAGAGUUUUUGAGAUGGCGAAUUAUGUCAACAUGCUUUAUAAAAAACUCAAUACUCAUGUGGCCUUAGUUGGUAUGGAAAUCUGGACAGAUGAAGAUAAGAUAAAGAUAACCCCAAAUGCAAGCUUCACCCUGGAAAAUUUUUCUAAAUGGAGGGGGAGUGUCCUCCUAAGAAGAAAGCGCCAUGAUAUUGCUCAGCUAAUCACGGCAAAAGAACUUUCUGGAACGACUGUGGGCCUUGCUUUCAUGUCUACAAUGUGCUCUCCUUAUCAUUCUGUUGGCAUUGUUCAGGAUCACAGUGAUAACCUGCUUAGAGUUGCUGGGACAAUGGCCCAUGAAAUGGGCCAUAACUUUGGAAUGUUUCAUGACUCCUAUGUUUGCAAGUGCCCUUCUCCAAUAUGUGUGAUGGACAAAGCACUGAGCUUCUAUAUACCCACAGAGUUCAGUUCCUGCAGCCGGGUCAGCUAUGACAAGUUCUUUGAAGAUAGAUUAUCAAAUUGCCUCUCUAAUGCUCCAUUGCCUACAGAUAUCAUCUCAACCCCAAUCUGUGGGAACCAUUUGGUAGAAAUGGGAGAGGACUGUGAUUGUGGAACUCCUGAGGAAUGCACCAACAUUUGCUGUGAUGCUAAAACAUGUAAAAUCAAAGCACGCUUUCAGUGUGCAUCAGGAGAAUGCUGCAAAAGAUGCCAAUUUAAAGCAGCUGGUACUGUCUGCAGACCAGCAAAAGAUGAGUGUGACCUGCCCGAAAUGUGUGAUGGUAAAUCUGGUAGUUGCCCUGAUGACAGAUUCCGAGUCAAUGGAUUCCCUUGCCAGAACGGGAAGGGCUACUGCUUGAUGGGAAUGUGUCCUACGCUACAGGAGCAGUGUACCGGGAUGUGGGGACCAGGAACCGAGGUUGCAGAUAAGUCAUGUUACAGCAGGAAUGAAGGUGGGUCAAAGUACGGGUACUGUCGCAAAGUGGAUGACACACUCAUUCCCUGUAAAGCAAAUGAUGCCAUAUGUGGGAAGUUGUUCUGUCGAGGUGGGUCAGAUAAUUUGCCCUGGAAAGGACGCAUAGUAACUUUUCUGACAUGUAAAACAUUUGAUCCUGAAGACACCACUCAAGAAAUAGGCAUGGUGGCCAAUGGAACUAAAUGUGGAAACAAGAAGGUUUGCAUUAAUGCAGAAUGUAUGGAUAUUGAGAAAGCCUACAAAUCAACCAACUGCUCAUCUAAAUGCAAAGGACAUGCUGUGUGUGACCAUGAGCUGCAGUGUCAGUGUAAAGAAGGGUGGGCCCCGCCCAACUGCGAUGACUCCACAGUGGUCUUCCACUUCUCCAUCGUGGUUGGGGUGCUGUUCCCACUGGCAGUCAUAUUGGUGGUGGUGGUUGUAGUAAUCCGGCACCAAAGCCUCAGAGGAAAGCAGAAGAAAGUUCAAAGGCCACUGUCCAGCACUGGAGCCAGACCACACAAACAGAAGAGGAAACCCCAGAUGGUAGAAGCUGUUCAGCCCCUGGAGAUGAGCCAGAUGAAGCUCCACAUGUCUGACCUGCCAGUAGAAGGCAAUGAGCCUCCAGCUUCUUUUUAUAAAGGCACAAAAGUACUUCCCUCUACUGUUUUCAAGGAUAAGCCAAUAUCUGCAUAA